GCUCUAGUGUGACGUAAAAUGAACUACAACAGCAACAUCAAGUAAUGCUAAGAGUUUCUUGCAGUGUUAAACGGAUUUUAAUGUAAAUUUUGAGAUGCUUCUCAAUUUUUAAACAAAAGUAACAGAUUUUUACUUUUUUCUGAAUAUAAUUUCAAAUCACCUUUUGUGUUAAUCAAAAUGGAAUAUUCCACAAGCAUUUCUUUUGUUCAAUUCAAAAAUAAGUGCAUGAGUAAUUCUUAUAUUUAGCAUAAUAUAAAGGUCACGAUAUCGGUAAAUCAAGGUCAUCGAAAAUCUUUUUUGCACGACCUGAUAUCUCGCAGCUGAAUACAGCAGAACAAGGAAUCAAGUAACCAAAAUAAAAUAAAAAAUAUUCCCGAGGUAAUAGUACUCGAACCUCUUAUCACAAAGACCUUAAUUAAAAACUGAUAUAAUUAGAAUUUCAUUCCUAUAGACCAUUUCUUGAACCCCGUACCUUUAAAACUUGUUUUACACUAAAAAAGGAACAAAACGUUAUUAAAUUUAUCAGAUUUAAGGUUUUAACCCUUCCAUUCGUUGAGAGUUUUACGAAGGAAUGAUAAGAGAAUAGACACAUUUUGAAGAUAAAGAUUGAAACUUUUUGGUCUCAAAGAAAUACUUAGUCUGUUCAUCAUCAAGAAAUCUGUUCUUCAUCGGCUGAUUGUAGCGUGCUUUCUUGAUCAAGAAAUGGCCAAUUACACACCAGUAAAAAUUGCUUACACAGCUUUUGAACCAGGUGGAGGAAGUAAUGACAAACUGACACCAAUAAUAUUCUUACAUGGUGCAACCUGGACAAAGGAAACGUGGGACGUUAUACCACAAAUCAUUGCUGACAAAACAAAAAGGAAAGCUUAUACCUACGAUGCAAGAAACCAUGGAGAAAGUGAAUCUACUAAACAUUUCAAUUUCGACUUAAACGUUGAUGAUCUUUUUCAUUUCAUGGAUGAAUUGAACAUUGAGAGAGCCAUUUUAGUAGGCCACAGUAUGGGAAGUUUCACAUCCACAAAUGCUGCACUUAGAAAGCCUGAAAGAGUAGAAAUGAUUUUCUCCGAAGACAUGUAUAUAAAGAAAAUACCUAGGAAGGUUGCAGACAAUGUUAUCAGUUUCAUAUUGGAUUUAAGUGAAGCUGUGCAGAGCGCUCAAAAAGAUUUGAACGAAAGUGAUGCUCUUGCAGAAGCUGUAGAAUUUCUUUUAAAAAAUAAUAAAGGGAAUGUGACAUUAUCAUCAAAAGAAUCUUUCAAGAAAUCGAUACGUGUCUUGAAGAGAAAAUCAGAUGGAGGAUAUGAUGUACCUUUCAAUAAAGAUCCAAUCAUUAGAGGGUUUGAAGAUCUAGAUACAUUAAUGACUAGUCCCAGUGGUCAAUUCAAUGGCCAUGUAUAUUUCAUAUAUGGAGGAGCCUCCCCCUUUGCAGUGAGAUCUGAAGAAGAACACAUUAAGAAUCAUUUCCCAAAAGCUGAAUUUAUUAAAUUUGUAGGAGGUUCUCACAAUCUUCACCUGGAAUAUCUUGAUAAGUUUGUUAAAACAAUUUUGGACCGCUUAUAACAAAAAUAAAAAUGUCAGAACUUGA
Parasteatoda tepidariorum (common house spider) is the source of this 1582-nucleotide messenger RNA. RefSeq names its product sn-1-specific diacylglycerol lipase ABHD11. Gene Ontology annotation, biological process: lipid metabolic process. Lineage: Eukaryota; Metazoa; Arthropoda; Arachnida; Araneae; Theridiidae. The record is from RefSeq and is a predicted model, not a curated record. Gene Ontology annotation, molecular function: carboxylic ester hydrolase activity.